AUGUCCCCCUCGGACAGAUUGGAGGCUUCGGGCGCGGACAGGCUCGAGCAGGAUCUCGGCGGGGUCCGCAUGGACUCGGAUGGCUUCAACGUUAGUUUCGACGAGGUGCCCUCUGCGAUUACUGACAUCCCUGGGUGGAGGCCCACGGCGGCCGUCAAGGCUCCACACGCGCGCUGGGCGGCAUCCGAACGGAACCCCUCCGACGCCGUCAGCCGGGGCCGACACGGCUGGUUCAUCGGCCACAGGGAGCUGCGGGGGCCAUUGCCGAGGCCUGUUGGCGCCGUGACGGUGGCAGGCAUGGCGGGCCCCAGCGGUGCCGCGGCGGCGCGGGGCUCGCGCGCGCCGCGCCCCAUGGCGGCGGCGGCCCAGAGGCGGAGACUGGCACGGCACGCGAUCGCAGAGAGGCCAAUCCUAACCAGGCUCACCAUGCUGGAGACUCUGGCCUUGCGCUCCAACACCGAGCGGAGCUACCACCAUCCUCUACGAACUUUCGUCGAUUGGUGCCCUCAGCACCACCAGGACUGGAGCGCACUCGAGGAGCUCGACGCGGUGCUGGCCCAGUACUUCUCUGACCAGUACCGGAUGCGGACCGCGUGCAACAUCGGGUCGCAGACGCUAGCGGCCAUCGCGCACGUGACCCCCUCGACGUUCAAGAAGACGGCGGCGAUCCCCCCUCGAGCUUCGAGGGCGUCGGCUGCGUGGAAGAGGCGAGCAUCUGGCAAGACACGGUUGCCUCUGCCGCGCGCAGCGGUGCAUGCAGUCGCCGGGUGGCUGAUCAGCCACGGGCAGCUCGGCCUGGCAUGCUGGAUCGCGAUCGCGCUCGCGGCCUACGUGGGGCCGGCCGAAACCCAGUACUCGACGCGCGAGAAUUUGUCGGAGCUGCGGCCUGCACUGACAGUCCUGCGCCAGGCCUCUGCGCCGGGCGUGUCGCUCUGGGCCUUCUCCCUGGAGGACAUCACGGCGCAGUUCUGGAUCGCCUGCCGCGCGCUGAGCCCCGGGGCGCUGCGGCCGCACCUGCAUCGCUUGCGGCAUGGCGGAGCCUCCGACGACCUGCUGACUGGCCGUCGCAGCCCAGUCGAGGCGCAGCGACGCGGGAGGUGGGCCGACCCCUCGUCGAUGCGGCACAGCGGCAAGGAGGGCGCCCUGCUCGGCAAGAUAGCCAGGACAAACGCCGCGUUCUUCACAUUCGGCGCCCGCGUCGAGGCGAACUUGGCGACGCUUCUCGAGCGCGGCCUCGACGGAGCGGGCCCCUCGGCUCGGGCGCCGGCCCCGGCGCUCCGCGCGCCGCACCCCGCUCCGCCUGCAGCGGGCAAGCGGGCGCUGAGGAGGCCGCCCGCGCGCCGAUGA
Molecule: messenger RNA, 1347 nt
Organism: Prorocentrum cordatum
Lineage: Eukaryota; Dinophyceae; Prorocentrales; Prorocentraceae
Source: the annotation of a GenBank genome assembly